Alternaria rosae is the source of this 1536-nucleotide messenger RNA. RefSeq lists its product as uncharacterized. The record is from RefSeq and is a predicted model, not a curated record. The transcript has a single exon. NCBI's taxonomy places the organism in Eukaryota, Fungi, Ascomycota, Dothideomycetes, Pleosporales, Pleosporaceae. Bases 1 to 1536 code for a protein of 511 amino acids.
AUGGCUCCACCCAAGGACGCCUUCGGAGAUGUCGCUUACAAGAAGAACAAGGGUUUGAAGAACCACAAGAAGGCGCAGAAAGAGAAGGCGCUGGCAAGGCGCAUUGCCGCCACCGGAAAAUUUUACGCGAACAACGCUCCGUAUGCGUCAGUCACUACCAUCAUCUCAAAAGAGAAUGCGCCUGUACAAGAAGACGUUGCUAGAAAAGCCGUGACUACUUCCACGGUCAAGGCUAUUGCUGACGUUGUGGUUGCGUCUGAACUUUCUCGAGACGAGCCAACCAUGCAAGACAAGGCCACUACUGACGUCGAAGCCCUCACUGUAACCCGGACAGCAAAUAUCAAGGCUAUCACCUCGCAAUCUCAGGCUGACACAGAUCCACCCGUGGUUGCAUUCGAGGACCUUGCUACUGGGUCCAAUGACAACGCUCCAACCAAGGUUGGCAGCAGCCCAACCAGAGUCGAACAAAAGUUCAAGUGUAUAUCUUACCCCAAGACUGCUCCUCCUUCACAACUCAAAACUGCGCAUAUAGGCAUGCUCAACCCUACCGCUCCAGUAUUCCACUUCGGAAAGAUUGCGGUCGCCCAAACCCCACCCGUCGAAAUCUCCAUCACAAAAGAAGACAUCGCCCCCGGUUGGCUUACCGACCAUGUGGUAGCGUUUAAAAAGGCAUACGGCGUUGUCGCCCUUAACAAGGCUCUAGAAGCAGCACUAAACGAGAACAUGGAGACUCCGCGCCAGAGGCUCAUUCGCUGCAAGUACAAGGUGUCUGUCGACGCUGAGUUCCAUCCCAAGGAGAAGGUUUUUGACCAGGCUUGGCUAUUGUCCUACUUGGGCAAGCCAUCUGAUAAUUGUUUUGACGAUAAUGGCUUCGAGAUCACGCUGAUCAAGACUGGGUUGACUGAAGCCGAUUUGACGGUGUCAUCAGCUCUCGACGAACUAUUCGUGAAAGUCAAGGCCCAAGGCAUCUCCAAGAUUUCUUUUCCCAAGUUCGAUGAGCUUGCAAAGUUCGAUGGUCCAGUGUCCAUAGGCGACAUGUCUGCCAUCUCCGGUACUAGGGUAACGAAGAAGCCAAUUACACCUCGAACUGUGGAGGAUGUCGAGGAUGAAAUGCGUCUCGCCGCUACGAAGCGACCUCCACAUGCACCAGCAUUUGGUGAUCCUGGUAUUCUCAAGUACACCUUAAACGGACAGGAUUUCGACAACGUCGGCAACGCUAUCACGGAAACCGUGUGCCAAAAGGUACUCGGCUGGCUUGAAGACCAACCAACCUCUCCACCGGAACUAUCGCCAGGUUCUUCGCGCCAGAGCCGCGAAUUCUCACCUCUCGGGCCUGGUCAAGCACUCACGCCUCUGGCGUUCCAUCCCAAGCCUCCAUCUUCAGGAGGACAAGUUUGGCCCAUUGCGGAGAACCUGCCUUGGUGUAAACCGCAAGACGGUUAUUCCUACGGUUCCGGUAUCCCAGUGUAUCCGUACGUUGCUUUUGUCGUUCAGGUAUCUGAUGUCCUUCCUAGUUCACACGGAGAACCAGAGUAG